GCUCCUUCCACAUUGGAACAGUAAGAACACAGCAGACGAGAACGCUUGUGGGAAUAACUACCCAAGGGAUUGUAUAUGUAUUUUCCUCUCAGCUGGAUUAAAACUUGCUUGGAACACUAUUAAGUGAGUGGUGGUGGUAUGCUUGCUGGCUCAUUUCGAGGAGAGUUUAUGGCCCAAGACAUUUCUAAAAAAGAAGCACUUCCAAAGACUAGUCUGCUUCUUGAGAAAACCUGAAACUUGUCGCUAUCCUGAGUUACAGCAGAGGCGUAGUAAUGGUUGGCAUGAAACCCAAAGAUAUGAUGCCCUCUGCGGCAGUUAAGUUCUUCGGAGCAGGCACGGCAGCUUGCAUUGCUGACCUUGUCACCUUUCCACUGGAUACCGCCAAAGUCAGACUACAGAUUCAGGGAGAGUCUCAGAAAGCCGAAGGGGUUGGAGCAAUGAAGUAUCGUGGCGUGCUUGGCACCAUCACCACCAUGGUGCGCACAGAAGGAGCCAGGAGUCUUUAUAAUGGAUUGGUGGCAGGCCUGCAGAGACAGAUGAGCUUCGCUUCUGUCCGUAUUGGCCUUUACGACUCCAUGAAGCAAUUCUACACCCGAGGCACUGAGAGUGCAGGGAUUGUUACUCGGCUCAUGGCGGGCUGUACCACUGGGGCAAUGGCUGUGGCUUUUGCACAACCAACAGAUGUGGUAAAGGUGCGCUUUCAAGCCCAGGUACGACUGGCUGACGGUGAGAGGAGGUACAAUGGCACCAUGGAUGCCUACAAGACGAUUGCCCGAGAUGAGGGUGUGCGUGGUCUGUGGAAAGGUUGCAUGCCAAACAUCACUCGUAAUGCCAUCGUAAACUGCGCAGAGCUGGUGACCUACGAUAUGAUCAAAGAGCUCAUCCUGAAGUAUGACCUAAUGACAGACAACAUGCCGUGCCACUUCACAGCCGCCUUCAGCGCAGGUUUCUGCACAACGGUGGUGGCUUCUCCUGUGGAUGUGAUUAAAACACGUUUCAUGAACUCAGGAAAUGGCCAGUACAGCAGUGCUCUCAACUGUGCCAUCACAAUGCUAAGAAAUGAAGGACCCACAGCUUUCUAUAAAGGGUUCAUGCCUUCUUUCCUGCGACUGGGCUCCUGGAACAUUGUGAUGUUUGUAACUUAUGAACAAAUUAAAAAGGGCCUGAGCAGGGCACAGCAGUACUGGGAGUCUCCGUUCUGACCGCAGCUCAUCAGACCUUUUCGUUUUUUUCACUCAGGACUGCAAAACAAACACCAAGAAAUGAUGCAGAAGUGAUGCGAUGGUGACUACUGCUGACUCUUGGUUACAAAGACAUUACAAAGACUUCCGGCAGGAAGACUCUGGGGACAUUUUUGCAAUAUUUUAACAGUUUAAAGAUCAGACCUUAAAGAGGCUUCAUGCAUUUUAAUGGUCAGGAAUUCCAUUACAAAAAGCUCCUUCUGGUAUAAAAGAUGGGAAAUGCUUUGAUGUAAACUUUCAUGUUUACAAGAAUGAAAUGAAAGAUCACAUGAAUGUUAGGCUGUAACCUUAGUUAUUACUUCCUUUAGGGCUUUCCAAGAGGAAGAUGGUUUUUGUCUGACAAUACCUAAAAGUGACCACAAUAUGUCUUUUACUUUUUCUGCAUUGUUUA
Molecule: messenger RNA, 1632 nt
Organism: Archocentrus centrarchus (flier cichlid)
Lineage: Eukaryota; Metazoa; Chordata; Actinopteri; Cichliformes; Cichlidae
Product: mitochondrial uncoupling protein 2-like
Exons: 8
Coding region: 273-1202 (309 amino acids)
Biological process (GO): transmembrane transport
Source: RefSeq, a predicted model, not a curated record